UACACUCCUUCUCCUACGCCAAUCACAACGAUUUUGGAAAUAAAAGAGGAACAGGGACAACGCGCACGCAGUCCCCAAGAUCAAAAAUAUGCGUAGUUACAGGAACCACAUCCGACCGUCACGAAGGCGAACAAAAGACUUCCUUCGUCAUCCCGCACUGCAUCGUGCGCAUUUCAAUCAAGGAGCUGACAGACACUGUCGUGAGAAUGGCCGACAUCAAGCAGGAACACAAGGGCGAGGACGUGGACAGUUACGGGAUGGGCAAUAGCACCGAUCCGAAGAACAUGCAGGAGUUGACGCAAUACGUGCAAACGCUGCUGCAGAAUAUGCAGGACAAGUUUCAAACGAUGUCCGACCAGAUCAUAGGGAGAAUAGAUGAAAUGGGAAGCAGAAUAGAUGAUCUGGAAAAGAAUAUCGCAGACUUAAUGACACAAGCGGGUGUUGAGGGCGGUGAUAAAUAAGCUCAUCCUUCUUUCGAAAUGUUAAAUACAAAUAAGUGACCACUCAUCUGAAGUAUUUGAGAUAUCCAUACAUCAUAUCAUCUCAUCAGAUGGAUAUUUAUACAGACACAGUGUGAAAGAGAGAGAGAGAGAGAGAGAGAAAGAGAGAGACAUAAGCAAGUCUUUUUAUUACAUAUAAAUAAACUUACACUUUUCUAUAUAUGUAUUUUGAUAUUAUUUCAAAUAUAAUUUUUAUCACAGUGCUAAUUAAAGUAUCAAGUAAAGUAAUAGUGAUUGUGUGUGUAUCAGUGAUUGCGUAGUUUCAAUAGAGUGUAAUCAUACUGUUUCUUGAUACUGCCUUUGACAUAAAAGCAGUUCUAAUAUCUUCUAAUAAAAUAUCUCACUGCCUGUAA
This is a messenger RNA of Harpegnathos saltator (Jerdon's jumping ant), 853 nucleotides long. Its product is annotated as heat shock factor-binding protein 1. The transcript has 4 exons. Gene Ontology annotation, biological process: cellular heat acclimation. Gene Ontology annotation, cellular component: cytosol; nucleus. The record is from RefSeq and is a predicted model, not a curated record. Lineage: Eukaryota; Metazoa; Arthropoda; Insecta; Hymenoptera; Formicidae. Gene Ontology annotation, molecular function: transcription corepressor activity. The coding region runs from base 207 to 461 and encodes 84 amino acids.